AUAGGCGUAAUCCUGCAGAUGAGAGACACCUGUGCACGUGUUCCUGUUCCCAAAACUCCAUCCAUUCAUAGCAAAUCGCGCGAUAGUUUGACUUCCUCGCAAAUCAACUUUGUAUAUUUCAAGCGGAUCAACUAACGAUUAAAAGACCCAAGGUGAGGAUCGAGCACGCGGAAUAUCUUGACGUUAAUAUAAGGGUGUCUGUUUUACUGUUGCAGAAACAUUUGCAGCAUGAGCUCCAGACCACAGGCAGAAGCUGUCUGCAUCCAGGAAAGCAAGAGCAAAGUAGAACACAAUGACUCCCCUUCUGCACUCUUCUACCUUUUCCAGGAAGUAUCCAAGCUGCACGCCCACAGCACUUUGUUGGACUCAAAUCCGCCACCUGAACGACUCAAGGAGACAUCGAAGAAGAAUCCCGUAUUUAUUAAAAAGACAGAAGAUGGACGCUCCAUCCAAGUGUCUGUUAGCUCCUGCCAGCUCAGCAUGUCUGAUGUAACGCCGUAUCACAACCUGAAAAACAUGAGGGAAGAAAGUCCCAGAAGCGAUCUAGAAGAGACCCGCCGUGGAUGCAGUAGUCCUCUGAAAGCGUUGAGCCUGAUCAACCUGCACUGUGAAAGACUCCUUCAGGGAGGCGUGGAGGUUUCCGUCUCUGGUUCUGCCAGCUGCAGUAACUCUGCAGCCUCAUUGGCAGCCGGUCAGUGCCAGUACGCACCAUCUCCUGUUCUCUCAGAGAAACAGGAGAGGGCAGUCUCUGCACACCCUGAGCAGGACCGCUCAGACGUGCAGCUGCAGAAGGCAGAAAAAGCGGAUGCUGCUGGGGUGAAGUUGAAGGAAGAUGAUUCAGUGAUUUAUUUUCAGCCUCGGUGUAGAGAAGAAGUCAAGUUCAGUGUAAAUGGAGAGCUAGAACGAAGCCACGGAUCUUCUGUAGGUGUAAGAAGGAUUUUAGAUUUACAGCACCCUGGCAAUGCUGACACUACCAAUAGAUCUCUUGAUGAUCAGCUGAUCUUUAAUCCAGGUGAAAAGGCAAUAACUUUAGAUCAGAAUGCAAACAUUAGAUUGUCCUCUGUUAUCACUCAUCUCCCUCCUCCUAACCCCAUCCUGCCCUCCUCACAACUGUCAGUGAGUUUUGACAGCCCUUCAAAGCAAGACCACACCGUCUCUGCACAUGAAUCAGAUUCUAACACUGGAGAAACACACAGAUCUGCCCACUUCAAGUCCCUCAGCUGUGAUGCAUCACCUCCAACGUCAGAAGUUUUCAAAGGGCAAAGGGAGGAAAUCGGCCUGCCUUCUAAUCCGUGGAGAACCAAAACCAGAAGAAAACAGCUCCAUCCCUCCCGCAGCGCUGAUCUGCAAGACCCAAACUUCCAGGGAGUGAUGUUCAGGAUGGACACGGAGCUGGACGACACGAGGGAGCAGUGCCGCCUCCUCAUAACCUCCAAGUACAGCAAGGAGCUCCGCAGGAGUGUGAAAAAACCAAAACCAAGGUCACGGAUGUCGCAGAAGUCGUUAAAAACUAGCAGCUCAGAUGAGGAGAAUGACCUUACUGCCGACAUUUCUAAGGGUAAAGUCUGUGCAUCGUGCUGCACCAGGAAGACCCCCAUGUGGAGAGAUGCAGAGGAUGGGACUCCGCUCUGCAAUGCUUGUGGAAUCAGGUAUAAGAAGUACAGAGUGCGCUGUCUGAACUGCUGGCACAUCCCUCGAAAAGAGGGCAACUCCAACUCCCGCUGCCUCAAGUGUGGAAACUUUGUGAGGCUGACCAAAGCUCAGCGGAAACACACGAUCUAGAGAUUCUAAAAAAUACAUGGUUGUUUAUUUGUGUUUGUCUGAAAUUCACUUGUUAAAAUGGUGUUUCUAAAUAAUAUUGUUUUUGCUUGAAGCUCUAUUGUUGUCUUUGUCUUCAUAAAGUGUGUAAAUGUUUCCUCUUGAUGUCAAAUUUGUAUUAGAAAUAGUUGGGACAAAAGCUUUGACAUCACAAGAGCUUUAGG
Messenger RNA from Oryzias melastigma (Indian medaka), 1982 nucleotides. It is a transcript of the gene zglp1, whose product is annotated as zinc finger GATA like protein 1. Gene Ontology annotation, cellular component: nucleus. The transcript has 5 exons. Bases 229 to 1782 code for a protein of 517 amino acids. Gene Ontology annotation, biological process: oocyte development; regulation of transcription by RNA polymerase II; spermatogenesis. The record is from RefSeq and is a predicted model, not a curated record. Gene Ontology annotation, molecular function: zinc ion binding; sequence-specific DNA binding. NCBI's taxonomy places the organism in Eukaryota, Metazoa, Chordata, Actinopteri, Beloniformes, Adrianichthyidae.